Molecule: messenger RNA, 951 nt
Organism: Lathyrus oleraceus (garden pea)
Lineage: Eukaryota; Viridiplantae; Streptophyta; Magnoliopsida; Fabales; Fabaceae
Exons: 2
Coding region: 96-767 (223 amino acids)
Cellular component (GO): NSL complex
Source: RefSeq, a predicted model, not a curated record
UCCUAAUUCCUAGUUCUCUCUCUUGUCUUGUGUCUGGCUGCUGCGGCUGCGCAGUCAACAACAUAUCUCACAUCUUUCUGCAAUCACUCAGCACAAUGUCUCCUCCCAAUGCUCCAAAUCCAACCUCUGACCCGCUCUCCACUGCCUCCCAUCUCACCCAUCGUGAGCUUCUCUGCCGUCGUCUUCGCAACACUAAACGUCUUAUCAAAAACUACAGACGUAUGUAUUGGGCUCUCAUCGAGCAAGUCAGGAUCAAGCAUAGGCAAUAUGUUACUGAGACCGGUCGUAGCCCUUUCGAGGAUGAACCUGAUGUUGUCGUUGACAAUUACACUAACAUAUGUGCUUUUCAUGGUUGUAUGUCCAAGCCUAUGCCUUGCACUUCAUUCUGCUUUCCGCAUAUUCUCUCUGAACCCAGACAAGUGCUUUAUAAGCCUUGCACUUUUGUCAUCGCAAGGUUACCAGGUGGACCUGUAACAUGCAAGAAACCAACAGUGAGAUCUACGACUCCGUCGUACUGCACUGUCCACAUGCAGAAGGCUGAGAUGCGUCUUGCUGUGGCAUUGAAGAAGGCGGGAAUGAAAAUCUCUCCCAUGGGCAAAGGGAAUCCUAAAUUUCAUGAAUUGGUGCCUGAGUUUGUUCGUCAAAUUCAGGCAAAAAGAAGGGCAGUGAGGGGAAAGGGAUGUAAAGCCGUUGCUAAGAAGGAUGAUGACGAUAAAGAGGAAAGUGAAAGUGAAGCUAAGAAAGAAGAUGAUAUAGUUGAGGAGUGAGGAAGAGGAAACAAACGUAAAUAAUAGUCCCUGUUAUAAACUUGUUUCUUUGUAGCAAUGUGAAUGACAGAAGAUGCUGAAUAAUCUUGUUUCAAUUUGAGAAAAUAAAUCGAAACUAUUGAAUAAAUAGUUUUCGGGUUUUAAAUAACUGGUUUGUUUUUGAGUUUGAUUUACUUUUCAGUCA